AUGGACGACUAUCUCUUCAAUGAGAAUGUCAGGAACUGCCGAUACGUGUCCGAGAACACUAGCUACCUGGAGAUAUUCAAUUUCUCGAAUAUUGCGUACAAUACGUGUGAGGAACAUCCUCUGACCGAUGAUGAUUUCGAGAACUUCCUCAGUCGCCGGGGUGCGUUCGAUCCGCCGAAACUGAAGGAUGGAGUGGAGCUGCUGGACGGCAUCCGGCUUGUUAUUCAGAAUAAUGCCAAACAGAAUGAGACAUUCUCUCCCCAGUUCAUCUCCUUACCACCAGAGUCCUAUAAGUCGAUGGUAAGGAAGAUGCAUCUUCCAUUCCGCGCCAUUGAAGGCAGCAGUCUUGUUGGGCCCUUCUUCUGGUGCGCCGAUGACCAGGACGAAGCCAAUCGUCAUCUGCAAAUCAUCUUCCGGAAGUCUGAUGUCCGUAAGAAGGGCAAGACUAGGGGAUGGGAGAUCAUGCUUUCAUACUCAUUCAAUGAGCGGAUCACGACUGGCUUUGUGAAGGGCACAUCUUCAUCGGAUAUCGAACAAGCAAUUAAGCAUCUGAUUGCCUGCCAUGCCGAAGUCGGACACCCACUUCUUCUUCCCAUGAUCAUUCUUUCCCACGAUCUGUCCGCCAAGGCCGAUGUACGACAACGGGACGCGCGGGACUGGCUCCGCCGACUCGAGAAUGCAAUCACAAUGCGCGAUGAGAUUGAGGCGAAAGAGGUCUACACGGACUUUGACGUCGAUGGCAUCAACCGGGACCUUGUCGAAUGCCAUUCGCAAGUGCUGUGGAAGCGACCGCAAGCGUACCAGGAGAUCAUCAAGGAGAUCAAAGGUGCCAUGGAGAAGUUCAUCAAGGUGAAUGAGCAGAAGAACACAAAGACCUUGAAGGCACUGCACAACAGCAUGGACUCGAGGCUGGACUUCUAUCGAGCCAAGUUGACUGGGAUGGAACACUAUAUCCAUACUACGUUGGAAAGGUUGCACAUCCAACGACAAGCUCUGUACAACAUCAUGGCGCAGAAGGAGUCCAAGCUCAAUCUGGAGAUGGCGGCGCAGCAGAGAAGGCUGGCACAUGCGAGCAAGCGCGACAGCACCGCCAUGAAGACGCUGUCCCUCCUUGGUGCCGUCUUCCUUCCUGGGACAUUCCUGGCUUCUGUCUUCAGCAUGACAUUCUUCGAUUUCAACGUCGGUGAGGACAAUAGCUCUGGCGAUGGCGCAGAAGUAUCCAGGGAAAUAUGGAUCUACUUCGCCGUCACUGUACCUCUGACCCUCGUCAUCGUCCUGUCGUGGUGGUUCUUGGACCACAGGCGCGAGAAGCAAUACGCAGCCGAGGAUCUCGACAUCGAGCAAGGCAUCGCGAGCAUGGAGAAGGACAUGCUAGCAUUUAUGCGCAAGAAGACGAUGAGCAAGGCCACAACUUGGAACUCUGGAGGUGGCAAGAGCCCCGGUGCGCCGAAGAGUAACCCGCUGUUUGCCCAGCUGGAGAAGGAGAGCUGA
Anthostomella pinea is the source of this 1491-nucleotide messenger RNA. The record is from the annotation of a GenBank genome assembly. NCBI's taxonomy places the organism in Eukaryota, Fungi, Ascomycota, Sordariomycetes, Xylariales, Xylariaceae.